AUGCAGCCGGAGCUGGAGGCCAGCCCCUCCGAAGAGGUGACGCUCACCGAUCAUUACAUGAUCCUCAGGACCUUGGGCAAAGGCAGCUUUGCCGAGGUGAAGCUGGCCUGCCACCUCCACACGGGGGUUUGUGUUGCUGUCAAGGUCCUGGAAAGGGGCGAGAAGAAUGACUCUGUUAUCAUGACUGAAAUAGACAUCAUUAAGUCACUGGACCACCCAAAUAUUAUCAAGUUGUUCCACAUCAUUGAAACCAGAGCGCACACGUACAUGGUGAUGGAGCACGCCGCCGGGGGCGACCUGGUGAGCCACAUCGAGAAGGUGGGCUGUCUGCAGGAAGACGAGACCCGCCGCAUCUUCACCCAGAUGGCGUAUGCCGUCAACUACUGCCACGCAAACAGCAUUGCUCACAGGGACAUCAAACCGGACAACAUCCUGCUGGAUGGCAAAGGGAGUGUCAAACUGUGUGACUUUGGCUUGGCCAUCAAAGUCACCUCUGGGCAGAGGUUCAGAGGGUUCUGCGGUACCCUUGAGUACUGCGCCCCGGAGAUCUUCACCGAUGUGGAGUAUGACGCUCAGGCAAAUGACAUCUGGAGCAUGGGAGUGGUUUUGUACACGAUGGUGACAGGGCGCUUCCCAUUUGAGGCAAAGACCUAUUCCCAGAUGAAGGAGAAGAUGCUGGACCCCUCGUACUCCAUCCCACCCGUGCUCUCGCCAGACAUUGCAAACCUCAUCAUGCAGUUGUUCACUGUGGACCCAGACCAGAGGCCCAAGAUCUGUGACAUUACGAAGCACCAGUGGCUCAGAGGUGGUAAAGACCUCCCCAAACAGGCCUCUUCCUUUGAGGCAUGCCCCAGCAACCCAGCUCCCAGCAUUGUGGUGGCUAUGUGGGCCAUGGGUUACAAUACCAAGGACAUUAGAGACUCUUUACGUGAGAAAAAAUUCAAUAACAUCAUGGCAACUUACCUAAUUUUAAAACAUCAGUCACCUUGGGGGGACAAUGCUAAGCACCUAGUGAAGCCUGUGCAGCCUGUUGCCAUGACACCCAUAGGCCCGCCCACCUUCCAUCUCCCCCUAAAGAGGACAGGGAGCGAGUCUUCUCUUCACAUCUUCACCCUGACAAACAGAGACCGCGUGUCUGACGAUGCCAUGCUUUCAAGGAAGAAGGGCUGUAAAAGUCCCAGCAUGCCUGACAUCCUGUGCUGCCAGCAGAUGAGAACUCUCAUUCCUAACAGAGAUCCCUGGCAUGCUCCUGUUGCUGCUCGGCUCAUGAACAGCAGCUUUUGGGAGACCAGCAUGACCUCCAAGCGUGUGUCCUUAGGUAACACAUCCUCUGAGGAUAUGUUUUCUGAAAAAUAUUUGUCCUACAGAGCACCCCAGAUUGCAGUCACCACUGAGAACAGCCCACGCACCCAGAAUAUGCCAUCUGAAAAGGCACCCCGGAGUGUGACCGCCAGUGCCACACAUGAGAAUAAGAGGCACGGGUCCCAUCAGGAAACAUCUUCUGGAGAAAAUUUCUCAGGUGUCCAAGUUUCUGGGCCCCAAGAAAUAGUUUUUCACAUGGGGGAAGAGGAACCUGUGAUCCCAGGUUGGUGGAUGGCCCUGAUGGGGCUGUUCCUGGAGCUGGUGACUUACUGCCUAGUUCCUGGGACUGGUCCUAAAAUGGAGACAAAUGGGGUUUAUGUCAUCCUUUCACCAGUGGCCACCAACUCCAUCUUCUUUGGAUUCCACAACUGUUCCACGAGCUGUGUUGUGGAAGAUGAUUUUUCCGUGUGUCUUCAACCUGCCCAGCUGUCCAAGUGUGAGGUGAGCAAUCAGAGAGCGGAGCGCCCAAGCUUAGGCACUGUGGAUCUGGAGCUGUUUCUGCUAAUCUGUUCAUAG
This is a messenger RNA of Grammomys surdaster, 1878 nucleotides long. RefSeq names its product sperm motility kinase 4A-like. Lineage: Eukaryota; Metazoa; Chordata; Mammalia; Rodentia; Muridae. Bases 1 to 1878 code for a protein of 625 amino acids. The record is from RefSeq and is a predicted model, not a curated record. Gene Ontology annotation, cellular component: cytoplasm. The transcript is spliced from 4 exons. Gene Ontology annotation, molecular function: protein serine/threonine kinase activity; tau-protein kinase activity; ATP binding. Gene Ontology annotation, biological process: intracellular signal transduction; microtubule cytoskeleton organization; protein phosphorylation.